AUGUUUAUCAAUACACUCGUAGAAGAAAAAAUCUCAGUAAAAGCGUUAAUUGAUACAAUAUCUAAAUAUAAUACUAUUAGCAAACACUUAUUUGAUAAGCUUAAAUCUGAUCACGGAUUAGAAGGUAUAGUUGGUGAUGAUCUGAUAGGCGAAGAAAUAAAAGGCUUAGAUUUACA
Messenger RNA from Dentiscutata erythropus, 176 nucleotides. Lineage: Eukaryota; Fungi; Glomeromycota; Glomeromycetes; Diversisporales; Gigasporaceae. The record is from the annotation of a GenBank genome assembly.